AUGAUGUUGCUUAAUCCGACUGUCACAUUAGUUGGUGCGCUGGCUGCGGUCUUCGUGAUCCUGCGCUACUUUGUCCAGGCUCAUCGCCACCGUCAACAAGCCAAAGCCCUAGGCUGUGAGCCUGCUCGCUCGGGUCCCACUACCUUCUUCGGUAUCCCAGCAUUUUUACGUCUGGGCAAGGCUGUCCGUGAGAAGGUAUGGAUCGAGUAUCUCACCAAUGAAUACAAGACGUAUGGAAACACCUAUCGUCAAACCUUUCUCGGUCGGGAUUUGAUGACCACGAUUGAGCCUGAAAAUAUCAAAGCCAUCCUUGCAACUCAAUUCAAGGACUUCUGCCUCGGUACAAGACACGAGCAGUUCGACCCCCUUCUGGGCGAUGGCAUCUUCACCCUCGACGGCGCAGGGUGGUCGCACGCACGUGGAUUAUUACGCCCGCAAUUCACCAGGGACCAGGUGGCUGAUUUGACCAUGUUGGACGCCCACAUCUCCCAUCUCAUCAACCUGAUCCCCAAGGACAGGAGCAGCUUCGACAUCCAGCGUCUCUUCUUCCUUUGGCUGCAUGCUCCCCCAUCCGAGACGACUGGCGUCUUGGAGAACUCCGCCGUCGGCAGCGCACAGGGUUUCGCCGACGCCUUUGGGAUGGCUCAGGAUUACCUCUCUACCCGCUCGCGCUUCCAGGGUCUGUACUGGCUCGUCAACCCAAAGGAAUUCCGCGAGGCGAACCGUCGCGUUCACGAAGUCGUCGAUUAUUAUGUGCACCGUGCUUUGGAAUCCAAGCGUAACCCGGAGAAGAAGAAUGCCGAUGGUCGCUAUAUCUUCCUUGAAGCUCUGGCGGAGGACACCGAUGAUCCAAAGCUGCUGCGCGAUAAUAUGCUUAACAUUCUUCUUGCUGGACGUGAUACCACGGCCAGUCUGCUUAGUUCGGUUUUCUUCUACCUUGCGCGCGAUACGAAAGCGUGGAAUCGGCUGCGUCGGGAGAUAGUCGAGGUCUUUGGAGAUGCGAAGAAUCCGCGGGCGGAAGUGACUCAGACGAAGCUGAAGGAUAUUCCUUACUUACGACAUGUUUUGAACGAAGUCCUUCGUCUGCAACCUCCUGUGCCUUUCAACUUCCGCGUGUCAACCAAGGACACUUCCCUGCCUCUUGGCGGUGGUGCGGACGGCAAAUCCCCAGUGUACAUUAAGAAGGAUACCACGGUUGGCUACAGCGUUUACGCUAUGCACCGCCGCACUGAUCUUUGGGGUAAAGACGCGGCUUUCUUCCGUCCCGAGCGCUGGGAGGAAAAUGCUAAGCAUGGUUGGGAAUACCUGCCUUUCAAUGGCGGGCCACGCAUCUGUCUCGGUCAGCAAUAUGCCCUCACCGAGGCAAGCUAUACUGUUGUUCGCCUGAUGCAGCACUUUGAUACUCUUGAGAACGCCGACCCGCAUCCCCGUAGUGAGCCUAUCAAACUGUCGACCCUUACCAUGUCGCAUGACCUCGGUGUGCCGGUUCGCCUGUACUCAUCGGAGCAGAUCUAG
Molecule: messenger RNA, 1515 nt
Organism: Penicillium bovifimosum
Lineage: Eukaryota; Fungi; Ascomycota; Eurotiomycetes; Eurotiales; Aspergillaceae
Product: cytochrome P450
Exons: 5
Coding region: 1-1515 (504 amino acids)
Molecular function (GO): oxidoreductase activity, acting on paired donors, with incorporation or reduction of molecular oxygen, reduced flavin or flavoprotein as one donor, and incorporation of one atom of oxygen; heme binding; iron ion binding
Source: RefSeq, a predicted model, not a curated record